ACAACUCACAUACUUUGGACGACAUGCUCGGCAUCCAGUGAGGACCACAGAGUUGAGAAUCUUCUGAUUUUUGGAUCUUUUUGGGAGAAAGAGACAAGCAACUUCACAUUUUUUAAAAUAUCUUCCUCCUCCUCAUCAUCAUCACAAAGGCAGAACCAUGAAAAAAGCAAAGCAGGUCAACAUGGACAAUGAGCCACCGUCAUACCAGGAAGCAACUGCGGGCUAUGAGGAGAUGCAGGCCCAGUUUUCUUGGGAUGACCAGACCAUUCGGCAGACCUUCAUCAGGAAGGUCUACGCCAUUCUCAUGGUCCAGCUCUUAGUGACCGUGGCAAUUGUUGCCCUCUUUGCAUUUUGCGCACCCGUAAGGUUCUUCAUUCAGACUCAUCCUAGCUUGUACAUGGCAUCUUAUCUCAUGUUCUUCGCCACUUAUAUCGCUCUGUCCUGCUGUGGGGACUUGAGGAGGCAGUUUCCCUGGAACAUCAUUUUAUUAGUUCUCUUUACUUUAAGCAUGGCCUUCAUGAUGGGAUUUGUGUCGAGCUUUUACAACACCAAGUCGGUGGUGCUGUGUUUGGGAAUCACCUCCCUAGUCUGCUUUUCUGUCACCGUCUUCAGCUUCCAAAGCAAGGUUGACGUGACUUCCUGUCAGGGCGUCCUGUUUUCGUUGUGCAUGGUCAUGUUGCUGUGCGCCAUCACCCUGUCUAUCGUCAUCCCUUUUGGCUACGUUCCCUGGUUACAUGCCAUUUAUGCGGUCUUGGGAGCCAUCCUCUUCACCCUGUUCCUGGCAUUCGACACUCAGAUGCUGCUUGGGAACAAGCGGUUCAGCAUCAGUCCAGAAGAAUAUGUCUUUGCCACGCUCAGCAUCUACCUGGACAUCAUCUAUCUGUUCAGCUUCCUGUUGCAGAUCGUCGGAGGCGGUCGCGACUGAAGCGCCUCCCGUAAACACGCUUUAAGUAUCUUCGCCGAACUCUUCUUCAAGCCAACAAGCGUUUUGUAAACUGACAAAACCACAUCAACUUUUUACCGUAGUUUUGCCUUUGUAAUCGUACGUAUCAGCCUUGUGAGAAUAUGUGUGCACCUUUUAUGGCUAUUUGACGUAAGUGAUUUGUGACAUAAUAGCUGACUCUAAUACGCCUCCGGUUGGGCAGGAUAAGGAAUUACGGUAAUCUGUGAUGAGUUUUCCUUUCAUUCCAAAAGUACAAGCUUGGCAGUGAGGACUCAUGAAUGUUAUGCACAGCUUGUUAUUUUCGAGUCUGAGUUACUGUAGCGUUCACGACCACUUACCUUAUUCUGCGUGGCAUCUUUGAUACAUGUUUUGACUCUACUGUGUUUUUCCAUUCAUGAUGAGCAAGUGCAUGUAGCAACAUGCAUAAAUGUUAAUGCCAUCAUAGUUGAUGCUGUGAUGUAUGUAUUAAAAGUGAAAUUUAGUCUCUAUUUUGAAUAGUAUAUGUUCGUGGCAUAUACUGUUUUUCUAUUUAAAUAAUGUGAUGUUGAGAUA
Hippocampus zosterae (dwarf seahorse) is the source of this 1495-nucleotide messenger RNA. It is a transcript of the gene faim2b, whose product is annotated as Fas apoptotic inhibitory molecule 2b. The transcript has 12 exons. Lineage: Eukaryota; Metazoa; Chordata; Actinopteri; Syngnathiformes; Syngnathidae. The coding region runs from base 158 to 925 and encodes 255 amino acids. Gene Ontology annotation, biological process: negative regulation of apoptotic signaling pathway. Gene Ontology annotation, cellular component: Golgi apparatus; membrane; endoplasmic reticulum. The record is from RefSeq and is a predicted model, not a curated record.